Balaenoptera acutorostrata (minke whale) is the source of this 1378-nucleotide messenger RNA. It is a transcript of the gene TNFRSF4, whose product is annotated as TNF receptor superfamily member 4. The transcript has 7 exons. Gene Ontology annotation, biological process: inflammatory response. Bases 515 to 1351 code for a protein of 278 amino acids. Lineage: Eukaryota; Metazoa; Chordata; Mammalia; Artiodactyla; Balaenopteridae. The record is from RefSeq and is a predicted model, not a curated record. Gene Ontology annotation, molecular function: protein binding; tumor necrosis factor receptor activity.
CAGAGAGAGGGGGGACCCAGAAGGGGUGAGCCAGGUAGAGGGAUCCCAGGACCAUCCCAGUCUGGGCAGCUUGGCCAGGCUGGACAGGGCAGGGCAGGGGGACAGCCGGGAUGCCUGGCCGAAGGGGCUCCAGUAUCCCCGUGAGACAGGAGUGGGCGGGGUCCAGUGGGAGGGGUCAGUGCAGACCAGCUGGGCUGGAGGACCUGGCCUGGUGGCCCUGGCAGGGGUCGGGGGGCUGUGGGUCCUCACUCAGGCCCCAGAUCUGCACACUGCAGCUGCUGGCUGGGCCGAGCCUGAGGCCCAUGGCCAUUUUUGCGGGGUUGGGGGCCUUGGCACCCAGGGCGGAAGAGAAGCCCAGGGCCGGGAGACAGGCUGCCUUCCAGCGCUUCCUGGGGCCUCCUUCCUCCUGGUCCCCUCCUCCUGCCCUCCCCACCCCUCCCCCGCAGCCCUUAUAGCCACAUCCUGCAAGGAAAAACCCCAGACUCCCGAGCUGUGGGGCUGAGAGGAGCCGAGAAUGCGCGUGGGAGCCCAGCCACCCAGGGCGCCGGGCUCGGCCUUCCUGCUGCUGGGGCUCGCGCUGGGCGCUGCGGCCCAGAUCAGCUGUGCUGGGGACACCUACCCCAGUGGCAGCAGGUGCUGUAAGGAGUGCCAGCCAGGUUAUGGGAUGGAGAGCCGCUGCACCCACGCCCGGGACACGGUGUGCCGUCCGUGUGAGCCCGGCUUCUACAACGAGGCGGUCAACUACGAGGCCUGCAAGCCCUGCACACAGUGCAACCAGAGAAGUGGGAGCGAGCCCAAGCAGAGAUGCACACCCACGAGAGACACGGUCUGCGGCUGCAGGCCGGGCACCCAGCCCCAGGACGGCUAUGGCUACAAGCGUGGAGUUGACUGUGCCCCGUGCCCACCAGGACACUUCUCCCUGGGCAACGACCAGGCCUGCCAGCCCUGGACCAACUGCACCUCGUUAGGAAAGCGAACACUGCGGGCGGCCAGCAACAGCUCGGACGCUGUCUGUGAGGACAGGAGCCCCCGACUCACACCAGCCUGGGAGACCCAGGGCCCCGCAGCCCGGUCCACCCCCGCUCAGCCCACCACCACCUGGCCGAGGGCCUCACAGGGGCCCUCCACGCCCCAUGCAGAGCCCCCCAAGGGCCCCGAGCUGGCUGCUGUCCUGGGCCUGGGCCUGGGCCUGGGCCUGCUCGCCCCCGUGGCUGCCGCGCUGGCCCUGCUCCUGCACCACAGGGCCUGGAGGCUGACGCCCAACGCCCCCAAGCCCCCCGGGGCAAACAGCUUCCGGACCCCCAUCCAAGAGGAGCACGCCGAUGCCAACUCCAGCCUGGCCAAGAUCUGAGCGACGUCCGCUGGCGUAGGAGCUGGC